Polyodon spathula (Mississippi paddlefish) is the source of this 3282-nucleotide messenger RNA. RefSeq names its product VPS35 endosomal protein sorting factor like (gene vps35l). Gene Ontology annotation, cellular component: endosome. NCBI's taxonomy places the organism in Eukaryota, Metazoa, Chordata, Actinopteri, Acipenseriformes, Polyodontidae. The coding region runs from base 12 to 2909 and encodes 965 amino acids. Gene Ontology annotation, biological process: endocytic recycling. The transcript is spliced from 31 exons. The record is from RefSeq and is a predicted model, not a curated record.
AUGACUCGAAGAUGGCUUCCGUGCAGUGGCACUCCCGGUUCCGCCGUUACCAGUCUGAGCUGGAGUCCUGCCGACUGGAGCAGGUGCCAGUGGAGUUUGGGGAGUACCACCCACUCAAGCCCAUCACUGUGACAGACUCCAAGACGAGGCGGGCGGGGCGGAAGGGAAGCUCCUCCUCUUCCUCCUCGUCCUCUAGCUCCGCCCCUGACCCACUCAGCUCUUUUCUGGAUGGGACUGACCCGCUGUCUCUCUUCGCUGCAGCCGUGACUGACCCUCUGAGCUCAGGAUCCAACGCUGCCGCUGGGGAGCCUGGCAGGAAGAGGCGGGACAAGGAGGAGGAAGUCAGUGUGGGCAGUGAUUUUGAACCCUGGGCCGGCAAGCGCAGUGAAAUCUUAGCAAGAUUCACCACCACUGAGAAGCUGUCCAUUAAUCUGUUCAUGGGCUCAGACAAAGGCAAAGCUCCCAGCCCGGGCUCCGCAGUGUCCGAGAAGGUGAGGACUCGCCUGGAAGAGCUAGAUGACCUGGAGGAGGGUUCUCAGAAGGAGCUGCUCAACCUCUCCCAGCAGGACUAUGUGAACCGCAUCGAGGAGCUCAACCAGUCUCUCAAAGAGGCCUGGGCUUCGGACCAGAAGGUCAAGGCCCUCAAGAUUGUUAUCCAGUGCUCCAAGCUGCUGUCGGACACAGCGGUCAUCCAGUUCUACCCAAGCAAGUUUGUCCUCAUCACAGACAUUCUCGACACCUUUGGGCGGCUGGUAUACGAGCGGAUCUGGUCCAUGUGUGCAGACAGCCGACCCCUUCCAGACUCCUUCUCGUCGGAUGAUGUGAAUGACACGGCCAAAGAGACGUGUCUCAACUGGUUCUUCAAGAUCGCCUCCAUCCGAGAGCUCGUUCCUCGGCUAUACGUGGAGGCUGCCAUCCUGAAGUGUAAUCGCUUCCUGUCAAAAUCGGGCAUCCAGGAGACACUGCCUCGCCUCACUGCCAUGAUCCGAGGAAUAGGGGACCCCCUAGUGGCUGUGUACGCCCGAGCCUACCUCUGCAGGGUUGGAAUGGAGGUGGCUCCUCAACUGAAAGACUGCCUGAACAAGAACUUUUUUGACCUUUUGACGACCUUCAAGCAGAUCCAUGGAGAUUCGGUUCAGAAUCAGCUGGUGUUGCAGCGUGUUGAGAUCCCAGUCUACCUGACCCUGUACUCUCCUGCUAUCGACUGGAUCUUGCAGUGUGUGGCCUACCGGGCUCCAGAGGCUCUACUAACAGAGAUGAUGGAGAGGUGUAAGAAGCUGGGAAACAACGCCCUGCUCCUGAACUCGGUGAUGUCUGCAUUCCGCUCUGAGUUCAUUGCGGCUCGAGCCAUGGACUUCAUCGCAAUGAUCAAGGAGUGCGACGAAGCCGGCUUCCCCAAGCAUCUGCUGUUUGGUUCUCUGGGUCGGAACCUGGCCUGCGCUGACCCCCCUGAAAGUGACCGCUUAACCAUCCUGAACGAGGCCUGGAAGGUCGUCACCAAGCUGCGCGGUCCGCAGGAUUACAUCAACUGUGCUGAGAUCUGGGUGGAAUUCACCUGCCGCCACUUCACUAAGCGAGAGGUGAACACGGUGCUGGCUGACAUCAUCAAACACAUGACCCCAGACCGAACCUUCGAAGAGGCCUACCCACAGCUGCAGUCUGUGAUCCAGAAGAUCCUGAUGUACUUCCACGACUUCUCUGUGCUGUUCUCAGUGGACCGGUUCCUGCCCUUCCUUGACAUGUUCCAGAAGGACAGCGUACGGGUCGAGGUGUGCCGGGCCAUCAUGGAGGUUUUCAUCAGGUAUCAGCAGGAGCCCACGAGAGACCCAGUGAUCCUCAACGCGCUGCUGCACGUGUGCAAGACCAUGCACGACUCUGUCAAUGCCCUAACCCUGGAAGAUGAGAAGAGGUCACUGGCACUCCUAAUAAACGGUUUCAUCAGAAUGGUGUCGUUUGGUCGGGACUUUGAGCAGCAGCUGAGUUUCUGCGUGGAAGCUCGAGCCACCUUCUGUAACCUGGAGCCAGUCCUGGUGCAGCUCAUCCAUACGGUGAACCAGCUGGCGAUGGAGACUCGCAGGGUGAUGAGAGGGACGCACUCCCGAAAGACUGCAGCCUUCGUACGGGCCUGCGCCGCCUACAGCUUCAUCACCAUCCCCUCCCUGACUGGCAUCUUCAACCGGCUCAAUCUGUACCUGCACUCUGGCCAGGUUGCACUGGCCAACCAGUGUCUUUCCCAGGCUGAUGCUUUCCUGAAGGCGACCAUCAGUCUGCUUCCUGAGGUCCCGCGAUUUGUCAGUGUGGAGGGAAAGCUCCGCCCCUCCGAGGGAUUCCUGAUGGAAUUCCUGCAGAACUUCCUGUCCACCCUCCUGGUGGUGCCGGAUCACCCGGAACAGGGAGUGCUGUACCUGGUGCGCGGGCUCCUCAAUGUGGUCCAGGAUUAUACCUGGGAGGACAACAGCGACGCCAAAGUGCGAGUGUACACCAGCGCCCUGACCCUACUGGCAGCCAUGAGCCAGGAGAGCUACCUAUACCACAUCCCCAGAGUGGAUUCCAAUGAGACGCUGUACGGGGGGGACCCCAAGUUUGUAACGGAGAUCAACAAGCUGUGCGAGACCCUGAUUGGACAGAUCUUGGACCACCUAAAAACGCUGGGGAAAGAGGAGACGCUGCGCAGGCAGAGCUCCCUCGCUCUCUCACUCUUCAAUGUUCUGCUGGCUCACGGGGACCUUCGCAACAAUCGUCUCAACCAGCUGGCAGUGAACCUGUGGACCCUGGGCCAGAAGCACGGCUACGCGGACACACGCUCCACGGUGCGCUUGCUGGAGUUCAUCAAGCAACAGAGCCGGCAGCCUGACAUGAACCACCUGGCAGAGCUGGCUCUGCGGCUCCCCAUGCAGUCCAGGACCUGAAAUGCAGAGCCUAUCAUCAGCAUUCCUUCUUUAAAAAAAAAUCUGAUGUCCAAAAGCACAUGUGGAUUACAAAGAGGGAUUUAUGAAAUGACAGGUUACUAUUUCAGUGAAUGCAAAAUGUAUCCUUCAGGUCUAUAGGCUGCAAAUGAUUGAUGGGACAGGGUUGAGGAUGAGCAGCAUGGCACUUUCAGUGCUCAGUUCUGUUACAUCACACACUAACAUCCAAGUCUCAGAGUCACAGAAUUCCCAGGCGAUGCCUGAAGUACACAGUGUGUGAUGCAGUGCCAACAAAUACUAAUUAUACAUGAAGCACUAUUGCUGUGAUAAAAAUGUAACAGUAUAGUAAAUAAACUGUUGAUUCAGUAGUACUGAA